AUGCGCUCCGCCGCCGUCUCCAGCGUCCGCACCGUUGAGGAAACCGUCAAGAGCGUCAUCGGUCCUGUAUACGAAAAGUUCCACCUGGUUCCCGACGAGCUCCUCCGCAUUGCCGACCGCUCCGUCUCCCCCGUACAGCAUCCUCAAGCGCCUGCACGGACCACGGCCUCGGACAUUGCCGCAGCCGUCUACUCCAAGUGCAAACCGGCGGCGAAGGAGGCGUACGAUAGGUUUGGUGCCAAGGUGGAGCACUGCGCGGAGACGACAAGGCAGCGGCUGUUCCCCCCGGCGCCGAAGGCGUCGUGUUGGACGCAGAAGUACAACGAAAAAGUUGUGACGGCGGCGAAGAAGAGUUGUAGGGUUCCGGCAUUGGUUCCACCGGAGAGGAUGGCGAGGAUGCUUAGCGAUAAACGAAUACCUCAAAAUCCCUUCCAUAGUUAA
Messenger RNA from Vigna radiata var. radiata (mung bean), 441 nucleotides. RefSeq names its product stress-related protein-like. Lineage: Eukaryota; Viridiplantae; Streptophyta; Magnoliopsida; Fabales; Fabaceae. The transcript has a single exon. The record is from RefSeq and is a predicted model, not a curated record. Bases 1 to 441 code for a protein of 146 amino acids.